Molecule: messenger RNA, 628 nt
Organism: Nilaparvata lugens (brown planthopper)
Lineage: Eukaryota; Metazoa; Arthropoda; Insecta; Hemiptera; Delphacidae
Product: oxysterol-binding protein-related protein 11-like
Exons: 1
Coding region: 44-628 (194 amino acids)
Source: RefSeq, a predicted model, not a curated record
AACAAUUUUACUAGUACUCUUUUGUAAUCAGAUUAUUUCUAAGAUGGACAUUACAACAGAAGUAUAUGAAGGCCAACUUUCCAAGUACACAAAUGUCGUAAAGGGUUGGCAAUAUAGAUGGUUCAUUUUGGAUCCUAAAACAGGAAUUCUCAACUAUUAUUUGAAUGUGACGGACCAACCACGAGGGUGGGUACACUUGGAAGCAGCCGUCAUAUCUCCCAGUGACGAAGACUCGAAAACGUUCACAGUGAACCCUACGUCGGGAGAACUAAUCAUGCUGCGGGCCCAAAACGCACGCUCUCGUCAACAAUGGGUCAAUAGAUUACGAGUUGUGGCUGAAUAUCAUGCAAAGAAGCCUCCGCCGCCUUUGAGGGAACACCUGAUUAAAUGUUCAAACGUAACACCAUCUUCCUUAGCCAAUCUUCGAGAACAUUUGUCUCGCGCUGAGCAAAGUCAUGUCUCACUUUCCAAGUCAAUAGAAGAACUGCCAUCGUGUGGCGGCCUGAGGAACAUGGACCAAGAGCUACUGAUGUUGAAGGCUGUCUCGCAAACAAUUCUGCUAUCGCUGAGCCAAUGCCUGGUUACAUUGCAAAAGCUACACUCUUGUUAUCCCAAGAGCACGGAAUAA